AUGGUCGACCCACGGAAGGUGCCGCGCACCUCCUAUGACUCGCAAGCUACCGCCUCAGAUGCAUCAAUAGACAAGCACGAGAAGCUCGAACGCUAUCGCGACGGCUCGAAUUCCCCCGACGGACCUUCGCUAUACCCACCCAAGCGCACAUCCUCGCGCUACGAUGCCGAAACAUAUGAGCUUGAGGGCAGUCAAGAUGUGGUGCUCGACGACGACGAAGAAGUCGGGCUCAUGCAAGCAGACCGAGACGCGAGAACAAGGCGGCGGAGGCUCCCGAUAUGGGCACGGCUAGGAUCGAGGGGGCUCAAGUCGAGGAAGAAGCGGCCGAGCGUCUUUGCUGGAUGCUUGAUAUUCAGUGGUGUCGUCCUCGGUUUCAUGCUCGCACUACCGCUCUUGCAAUGGCUAUCGUCCAACACUCCCACAUCUGCACCAGCGCCUGCACCGACUUCGGUCUACGACAGCGUCUCUGGCGUCGUCAAUGACGUAUACAACCCCUUCCACGAAGAGGAUCCCUCAAAUGUGUCGAGCAUAUGGAAGCAGCCUGCUUCGCCAGACACCGCCGACGGCCACUACGCCCUCUCCAACAGCUCCAUCUUCCAGGUCGACUUCCAAGACUCUGGCUGGGACACGUUCGCCAAAGCAGCAGCGGGCACUGGUCUGCCGCUCAAGGAAGUCGAGACCAAACGCCAACUCAUGCCGCUUGACAUGGAUAUCAUCUUUGGCGGCACGCUGACACCGCAAACGAGCGACCUCGAGUGGAGCGAGGAGGACCCAGACGAGGGCGUGUUCAGCCACGUCGAUUGGGGCAAGCGCAACAUUUACCUGGAGGACGUCACGCACGCCAGGAAGGAAAAAACCGGUGAAGGGAAGAUUGCCUCGUUCGGUGGCAAGAGCCUCAUCGUGGAGGGUGCGAACGUCAAGGAUGGCGACGGGAGGAGGCUCGAUUGGACCCUGUACAAAUUUUCGCCGGACGUGCGAUGGGUCCUGUUCUACACGAGCGUGACACCCCAGUGGCGGUACAGCAAGAAGAGCCGCGUUUGGCUGCACAACAUCGCGCAGAAGAAGACGAUUCCGAUCGGAUCUGCGAAGUCCAAGAUCUCGUACGCUGCAUUUGCACCCAGCAAGGCCGGGGCUGCUUCGAAAGACCCGCCCAGCGUCGUCUACGUCGAGGACAGCAACCUCUUCGUCAUCCCUCGCGCAGGCGAGAAGGCGAUCCAGGUGACCACCGAUGGGUCGGCGACCGUGUUCAACGCUGUCCCCGACUGGGUGUACGAAGAGGAGGUGUACGGCUCCGACUCGGUGCUGUGGUUCAGUCCCGGCGGGUCGAAGCUGGUCUACUUGCGACUGGACGAGACCGAGGUGCCCGUCUACGAGAUCCCCAAAUACAACCCGGACGCAUAUCGCGCUGGACUCACUACGCCGUACCAGAAGAUGACACGGAUGAAGUAUCCGAAGCCCGGGUUCCCGAAUCCUACCGUCAGCGUCCGGAUGAUUGACCUGGACGAGAUCAAGGACGCCACCAAGCAAGGGGCGAGCGUCAAGCCGACGCAGUACACGCUGCACAGUCCCAUGUCGACCAAGGGCAAGGCGGUGGACGAGGUCGACAAAUUGCUGUCAAGCGAUGCGGGGGUCAAGGAAAGGCUGGUCACAGAAGUCAAGUGGGUGUCGGACGCCGAGCUGCUCGUCAAGGAGACGGACCGAUACAGCGACGUGAUGCGCCUCGUGAAAUUUGAUCUCAAGGACAAGGCUGUCGGGGCGGAUAAAGUCGGCGAGGUGGUGCGAAAGCAAGAUGCCCGUGCCGACAAGAGCGGCUGGAUACGCGCCGCUCAAACGAUCGAGCCGCUCUCACAUCACAAUCUGUCCGUCGACUCGACAGCUUAUCUGGAUAUCGUCGUCUCGCCGGAGGGAUAUCGACACUUGGCAUUUUACCCCUCGGCUGCCUCGGACAAGCCAAUCUUCCUCACGCAGGGCAAGUGGGAGAUCGCCGAGCUAAAGCACGUCGAUGCCAAACGAGGACGAGCCUACUUCACUGCCGCGAGACCGACUCCUGCGCUUCGCAACGUGUACUACGUCGAGCUACCCGACUGGAAGGCUAGCUCCUCUGCGGCCUCCUACAAGCCGAAAGACCCGGUCGCGCUGACCGACGUCUCCACCCCAGGCACGUACGAUGUGACGUUCGAUCCCAAGGGCGCCUACUACAUCCUCUACUACCUCGGCCCGAAUGUCCCCUACCAAAAGAUCCUCUCCAUUGACGACCCCUCGUUCACCCUCGUCCUCGAAGAAAACACGCUCCUCCGCCAGCUAUCCAGCCAGUACGUCAAGCCGUCGAACACGUUCUACCAGCUUGCGCUCAACAGCACCCUCCCGGACGGCACACCCACCGUGGCAAGUGUCAAAGAGAUCCGCCCACACGACUUUGACCCCUCCGGGUCGACGAAGUAUCCCGUGCUGAUGCGCGUCUACGGCGGACCGGACUCGCAGCUUGUCGAUUCGAAGUGGAACCGUGCGGACUGGCAUCAGUACGUCUCGUCCACCUUGGGCUACAUUGUCAUUGUCGUCGAUGGACGAGGUACAGGGUUUAAGGGUCAAUCGUACCGCUCGUGCGUCGCUGGCAACUUGGGUACGCUCGAGGCGACAGACGUCAACGAGGCGGCUCGCCAAAUCUCGCACCUGCCCUACGUCGACGAUACCAAGAUUGGGUUGUGGGGCUGGUCCUACGGCGGUUAUCUCACCGCCAAGACCGUCGAGCUGUCCAAGAACCUCUUUUCGCUCGCCAUCUCCGUCGCCCCCGUAACGAACUGGGGAUUCUACGACUCGAUCUACACAGAACGCUACCUCAAAUCUCCACUCACCAACAAGGCGGGUUACGAAACGUCCUCCAUCCACGUCACACCCGCGUUUUCGUCGACAAAAUACCUCCUCAUGCACGGGAGCGCCGAUGACAACGUGCACUUCUCCAGCUCGGCGCACCUGUUGGACAUGUUGACCAAGGCGAAAGCGCGAGGAUUUCGGUUUCGGAUGUUCACGGAUUCAAGGCACAGCAUGAGCGUGAGGGGUGCGUACAGGGAGCUGUUUGAGGAGAUGAACAGCUUUUUGCACGAGGUGUGGGGGGAUGGUGGCAAGCGAGGGAAGGUGGGGAAGGACCGACCGAGUUUGCACAACUCCGUCGAGUGA
Molecule: messenger RNA, 3174 nt
Organism: Kalmanozyma brasiliensis GHG001
Lineage: Eukaryota; Fungi; Basidiomycota; Ustilaginomycetes; Ustilaginales
Product: Peptidase S9B, dipeptidylpeptidase IV N-terminal
Exons: 1
Coding region: 1-3174 (1057 amino acids)
Biological process (GO): proteolysis
Molecular function (GO): serine-type endopeptidase activity; dipeptidyl-peptidase activity
Source: RefSeq, a predicted model, not a curated record